This is a messenger RNA of Candidozyma haemuli, 819 nucleotides long. Its product is annotated as proteasome core particle subunit beta 7. Gene Ontology annotation, cellular component: proteasome core complex. The transcript has a single exon. Bases 1 to 819 code for a protein of 272 amino acids. The record is from RefSeq and is a predicted model, not a curated record. Lineage: Eukaryota; Fungi; Ascomycota; Pichiomycetes; Serinales; Metschnikowiaceae.
AUGAACCACGACCCUUUUGCAUGGGGCAGACCACGUGAUGACGUCUACGGCGCCUACAACCAUGCCAUUGCUGGCGCUAGCACAAAGGAAGCUUCGGAAAUCCCAACUUCUCACACGCAACAACCUAUAAUCACCGGUACUUCUGUCUUGGGACUCAAGUUCAAGAACGGUGUGGCACUUGCUGCCGAUAAUAUGGGCUCUUACGGGUCGCUUCUUAGAUUCAGCAAUCUUGAAAGGUUGAUCAGAGUGGGCGAGGAGACCAUUGUGGGUAUUUCAGGUGACAUUUCUGACUUGCAACAUAUUGAGCGUCUUUUGCACCAAUUGGAGACUGACGAAGAGGUUUACGAUAGUGACGGUGGCCACAAGUUGCGUGCUCCACAUGUUCAUGAAUACUUGACCAGGCUCUUGUACAACAGAAGGCUGAAGAUGGACCCCUUGUGGAACGCCAUCAUUGUUGCCGGCUUCAACGAUGACAGAACACCAUUUAUGAGAUACGUUGACCUUUUGGGUGUUGCGUACGGCGCCCUGGCUCUUGCCACCGGGUUUGGCUCUCACCUUGCUAUUCCAUUGUUGAGAAAGUUGGUGCCAUACGACCUGGACUUUGAAAAGGUUGCUGAGGAAGACGCCCGUGAAGCUAUAGUCAAUUCCAUGAGAGUGCUUUAUUACAGAGAUGCUCGUGCAGGCGACAAAUUUUCGUUUGUGGUGUUGACGUUUGACGAAGGCAAGGUUGACGUGAAGUUUGAAAAGGGAGUCAAGGUGGACAACCAGAGCUGGAAGUUCGCCGAGAACAUCAUUGGCUACGGCAGCAAACAGCUAUAG